AUGGCAGCAACCAUCCGAUCGAACGAAGACCUGGCUGCACGUGUAGCCAACCUAGAAGCGCUCAUACAAGCGCAAGAUGCAAAUGCGCAUUCGUCUUCUGCAGAUACGAUUCUGCCUUUAGGGAGAGCAAAGGGCAUGCUCUUGACGAAAGAGACUGAUCAUGUGCGUUUCAUACCAUCUGCAGCCUCGGAAGACAGAGAGAACUCUCCCUAUGAUCCUCACCAGGCUCUACGCCGAUUGACUUUGGUACCGCGGUUGUUCCAUAUUCUGCAUGAUCCCACCUUCAACAAGCAGUAUGAAGUCUUCGAAAGGGCUCCGGAAUCAAUGUCUCUAUCAUGGAUAGCCCUCCUAAAUGCCAUUGUCGGGACAUCUGUCAUGGCUUUGGGUCCGUCGAGUGGGCUUCUCAAUGAUCUCUCACGGAAGGAGCUUGUCACUGACUAA
This is a messenger RNA of Bipolaris zeicola 26-R-13, 441 nucleotides long. RefSeq lists its product as uncharacterized. The coding region runs from base 1 to 441 and encodes 146 amino acids. The record is from RefSeq and is a predicted model, not a curated record. Lineage: Eukaryota; Fungi; Ascomycota; Dothideomycetes; Pleosporales; Pleosporaceae. The transcript has 2 exons.